Phyllopteryx taeniolatus (common seadragon) is the source of this 2038-nucleotide messenger RNA. RefSeq names its product Tax1 (human T-cell leukemia virus type I) binding protein 3 (gene tax1bp3). The transcript is spliced from 4 exons. Gene Ontology annotation, biological process: neurotransmitter receptor transport postsynaptic membrane to endosome; neurotransmitter receptor transport, endosome to postsynaptic membrane. The record is from RefSeq and is a predicted model, not a curated record. Gene Ontology annotation, molecular function: protein binding. Lineage: Eukaryota; Metazoa; Chordata; Actinopteri; Syngnathiformes; Syngnathidae. Bases 162 to 563 code for a protein of 133 amino acids. Gene Ontology annotation, cellular component: postsynaptic density; postsynaptic membrane; adherens junction.
CCAGUUUUCCACCUCGGGAUCAGCCCUGCUGAAACUCAUGUAGCAGUCAUCAAGGAAGUUGCCUCCUUUGGAUUUUUUUUUUCCCCUCCCCUCCACAACUUUACCUUUAAGUUGUUGUCGUUUACGUUGUUAUUUCCCCGCAGAUCAUUUCAACAAUAAAAAUGUCUUUCAUACCCGGACAGCCGCUGACUGCCGUUGUGCAAAGGAUUGAGAUCCAAAAGUUGCGACAGGGAGACAAUCUAAUCCUGGGCUUCAGCAUCGGAGGAGGUAUUGACCAGGAUCCUGGACAGAACCCCUUUUCAGAGGACAAAUGUGACAAAGGUAUCUAUGUGACCAGAAUAACGGCAAAGGGACCGGCAGACAUGGCCGGCUUAAUGAUGGGAGACAAAAUUAUGCAGGUAAACGGCUGGGACAUGACCAUGGUGACUCACGACCAGGCCCGGAAAAGGCUGACAAAGAAGAAAGAGGAUGUGGUGCGGCUUCUGGUCACCAGAAAGUCACUGGAGGACGCUGUGAAAAAUUCAAUGGGGGGCAGUCAGCCCCGAAAGCAGCAGCAGCACUGAGACCUUUCCGCAACCACCAAGUAGCACAAACACGAACACACAGAUGCUCUGUGGAAUUGAUCUCUACGCUAACUGUUUUGAGUCCCUUUAUUCCAUUAAGUCACUGAACAAGAGGAAGACGCACUCCCAAAAAAAAAACUGUCCAUGUUUUUGUAGCAUGAAGAGGAGAGAUGCAUUUUGAGUACAAACAAGACACUAUCAUGAACAGACUGAAUGAAUCCUGUAGCUCACUGCCAUUACUUUGUAACUGCAUGUCUGAUUUUUAUUCUUAUUAAUACCUUUUUUAUUAUCUUGGUUGUAGGUAUUUGGAAUGUAGCGAUCUCUAAUUCUACACCACUGCAAAUGCCAACCACAAUAAUAAACUAAAUUAAUAACACUCUUAUAGUGUCAAUCAAAAGUGAGAGGCAGGAUCUUUGUUGAAGCAAAGAUUUGUAUGAAGCUGCGUUUGCAAGCGUAGUACUUUUGUUGCCAUGGUGAUGAAGCACACUUUUCAUUGUACAAACUGUCUUGAGUAUUUUGAUUCCCUUUUCUGUUCAGUGACUCCUUUUAAAGGGACAGAACAAUUAUGGUAAAUUUCCAGAAACUUUCCAUGGGAAGUGGAGUGCAGGAAUUUAGGAAAUAUUAGAUGUUGGACAAAGUUUGGAAUACACAACCACUUAUUAUACUAGUAAUUAACUGGUAAUUUGUGUUUCCUGACAAUUACCAUACCCCGUAUAUCCCCUGAAUUCCCAAAUUUCCCAACUUUGAAUUAUUCCAGCAUAGUGAUUAGCAUGUCUGCCUCACAGUUCUGAGAUUCUGGGUUUGAUACUCUGGUCGGGUCUCCCUGUGUGGAGUUUGCAUGUUCUCCUUGUGUUUACACAAAACAACUAUGUUAGGUUCAUUGGAGACUAAAUUAUGCAGAGGCAUCAAUUUGAGUGUGAAUGGUUGUUUGUUUAUAUAUGCCCUGUGACAAAUCCAGGGUGUCUUGCCCAAAGUCCGAUGGGAUAGGUUCCAGCUGACCUGCAAAUUUAGAGAAUGGAUGGAUGAAUUUAUUAAAACACCAUUCCACAGUAUUUCCUCAUAUGAUUAUGUAUAUUUUUUUUUCAGAUCGCUAUGUUUCAACUUUAGAGCUCUUGGUACUGAAAACUUGUUAGUGUGUGUAUUAGAUUAUCAAAGUGUGAAUGCCUGCGUGCGUGCAUGUGUGUCAUAACCAUAAUUUGAGUGCUAAUCCUGUUGGUGAUCAGAGUGAUGUAACCUUUUUUUAUUUUAUUUUUUAUUUUUUUAAGAAUGACUUUAUUCCUUCAUUUGAAACCUAAUGUGAAGCUAAUUUAGGGUGGUGUCGACCCCUCCACCUGGGACCCAUUUCUUUGGAAUGUCAAUUCUCCUUGUCCACUUCCAUAUUUUGGAUAAACUUGCCUCACAGCUCAAAUGUUUGGCGUUUGAUUGUGCUAAUCCAGAUGUUUUGGUUUAUAAAAAUACACAAGGAAUGAAAUAUG